CUUUACUCGCUCAAUAGGAACAACAAGCAACAAUAAUGUCAAACCAAUUUGAACCACGCACUUUCCUUCGUCUCCAUGCUCGCGAUCCGGACGACGACCCUUCCCCGGGCACAGCACGAGCAACAAACUAUGUCAUCCUGCAAGGACAUGUGGCCCUGAAAGGCGCCCAUGCUGGAGCACUCCUCGGCCCAUUGGCCACCUUCAUCCGCUACUGGGGCAGGCCGACGACAACUCAGAUGCUGAGAGGAAGCGUCGCGUUUAUGGGAUGGACCGCAGCGAUUGCGACGAUCGCGGGCGUGGCACGUGUGUGGAGUGCAGAACCGUAUGCGAUAUUCGACAGGGCGUAUCGGCUGAACAACAACCUAUCGCAGAACAGGGUCGAUAGGAUCUCUCUAUUCUCAGCCGGCCUCGGCUCCGCCUUAGGUAGCUUCUUCCUGCCCGGUAUAAUCCCCUUGCGCACUCGCAUUCUCGGAGGGUUCGCAACAGGCCUCGCAGGAGGAGUCUUGGUGCACGUUAUCUCUGCUUCUAUCUGGGCGGAAGACGAGGAGAUGACUCGUAGAGUGCAGCUGGAGCGGCAAGCCUUCAAGGAGAAGAUAAUGGCGCUUAAGGAAAGCAAGAAGGGCGAAGAGGCAAAAGAGAAGAAGGCUUGAUUGAUGAAUUCCAAACUGCUGUUGAAGUAUUGUAUAUUUAUUGUACUCUUGUCGUGAGCUCACUGUGACGAAAUUAAC
Dacryopinax primogenitus is the source of this 728-nucleotide messenger RNA. RefSeq lists its product as uncharacterized. NCBI's taxonomy places the organism in Eukaryota, Fungi, Basidiomycota, Dacrymycetes, Dacrymycetales, Dacrymycetaceae. The record is from RefSeq and is a predicted model, not a curated record. Bases 36 to 650 code for a protein of 204 amino acids. The transcript is spliced from 2 exons.